GGGAAUUUCCCCGUGACGUCUCAGCACGUGGAGCGUGAGGAUCAAAGACCGCAGGGUGUGCGUGCCUUGGGGGUCGUCUUCACGCUGGACGUGACCUGGAUUUCAUCGCUCCAUCUCAACGGUUGGACGUGCUCUCAGACGUGUUCUCUCCUUUGACUGCCGCUCCAUCGUCAGUCUCACCGUGAUCCCUUUCCGGUGACGUGUUCUGCUCAAGCCCUGCAAUACAGUCUGUGGGGAGAUGGCAGCACUUGAAGAUUUGGUGCCACACACAGAGAGGGCAAAUCCACGUACUCAUGGCCUGGACACUGCCUCGCCAUCCCAGCUUGUCCAGCUUCUUCAAGAGUGUGAUUUAGAGAUCUUCCAACGAGAUGACAAAGCAACAGCGGCUGAAGAACACAUGACAUUAUUUGGUGAGUCCACAAUAAGGUUGAUGACCGAUGUGGCUGCACAAGCAAAAAUCAUACUCGAGAACCCGGAGAACAAUGCGAUAGUGCUGAGUGGAUGUGGGACAUCGGGAAGACUGGCGUUUCUUGUUGCGAAAUCUUUCAACAAACUGCUGCAGGACUGUGGACGCUCCCCGUGCUACACAUAUGUCAUUGCGGGUGGAGAUAAGGCGUUGAUUACAUCUCAGGAGGCCCAGGAAGACCAGCCCGAGCUUGGGAGUCAGCAGCUGAGAGAGGUCACAAUGGAUAAGAAGAUGAUCCUCUUCAUAGGCAUUACGUGCGGGUUGUCGGCUCCCUUUGUAGCUGGGCAGCUGGACAUGUGUCUGGCAGACCCAGGUCGCUUUACAGCGGUGCUGUUAGGAUUCAACCCUCUCAGUCUGGCACGGACAACCAAGGUGGAGGGCUGGCACUCAAGUUUUGCACAGGUGGCAGAAAGGAUUCACUCAAGAAGCAUCUCAACCGCCACCUCCUUCCUUCUCAACCCAUUGGUUGGGGCGGAGGCUCUGACUGGCUCCACUCGCAUGAAAGGAGGAAGCGCGACCAAGGUCGUCUUAGAAACGGUUUUCCUGGCCGCGCACACGGCUCUAAACGCCGGCGUUGCAGUCUCACCCAGCUGUGUUCGCGAGUGCCUGCUGUCCUACGAGGCGGUGCACAAGACCACGUACGCCUGCAGCCCAAGCAUCGCUGAACUGGUGCACAGAUGUGGAACAAGCUUACAACAAGCUGGGCACCUGUACUACCUGGGUUGGGGGACGUUGGGCAUCGUGGCGAUGAUAGACGCCAGCGAAUGUCCACCGACCUUCGGAGCCGACAUCAAUGACGUGCGUGCUUUUCUCCAUGGGGGUUACCAAACGCUGGGAAUCAAGGAGGGUGACGUCUCAUCCAAGGGUCAACAGUUUUUCCUUUCCCAUGAGGACUUCAAGAAGAACAUCUUACCGUGCUUGACUGAUUGGGACACAGUGAUCCUUAUCUUCACCGGCGAUGACGAUCAGCUGGAAGUACGGUGCUUCGCAGAGACGAUCCGCGCUCGCUCUCCACACAUCUCAGCCAUCGUUCAUGCGUCAAGUGAGCAACAUCUAAGGGGAGAACUGGAGAGUCUGUUUGCUACAAUCGUUAAAGUAACAUGGCCUACAAUCAGUUCACACAAGAUGGAUCAUUACUUGAAGAUAUUCCACUGGGAGCUUAGCACAAAGUGGAUCCUGAAUGCCGCUAGCACGGGCGCCCAUGUGGCCAAGGGGAAGGUGCUCCACAACUUCAUGGUGGACCUGAAAGUCAGCAACAAGAAGCUGUUUGAGCGAGCUUUGGGAAUACUGCAGAAAUUCACAGGACAACCGCGGAAGGAGUGCCUAAAGGCCUUACUGCGAUGCAUCUAUGAGACAGAGGAGAUUUCUGAGGAGACUAGCAAUGCAGACAUUUCAAGGCACAUCCAAGUCAUUGCGCACAAAGAAAAGGUGGUGCCCACUGCCAUGGUGGCUCUGCUGUGCGACUGCUCCGUAACAGAGGCACGGAGACUGCUGAGUGAACGUCGCGUCAUCAGAGACGCGAUUGAGCACUGCCUGGACCUCCGCAGAGAGAGGACACCCAUUGUCUGAGCUUUUCACCAAGCAAUGCUGGCCAAAAAGACCACGGGGUCCGAAAAGAAUUGACACAGACCUGGCCCUUCCUUAAUAAAAAAAAAAGUCACGGUUUUUACCACAGGCCCAAUGGCCCAAACUGCCAGCAGCCUGUAACAAACAGCACUUUUGAAAGUAGAAUAGAUAAACGAUUUUAUGUGUUUCUUGAACUGAGCAAGGUUGUUCUAAGAAACUGGUGAGAACAGACGAUGGGAGGGUAUUCCAAAUUGAGCAGUGUGAGCAAAUAAGUACAAACACUGGAUAAAAACCUAUAAAUCUCGCCCCGCUCAUUGACUUUCACUGUGGUGCAUGCUUUAAAUGUUACCUUUAUGAAAUAUUGAAAUAUUUUUGAAGGAGAUGAUUAUUUCCACGGUCAUGUGAAAUGUUUUUGAAGGAGAUGAUUAUUUCCACGGUCAUGUGAAUAGGAUUGGCAGUUUUAUUUUUGAUAGUGUCGGCAAUUGCUGGAGAAUAAAUAUUUGAACCACUUUAAAAAUACUGUAUGUAAAAUCAGAGCCAAGGUUUAGGGAAGCACUUGUCCAUACCUAUGAUGAUACGAGAAAGUUUAAUGUAAGAUACAGUAUAACAUUGCCAUUCUUUUUAAUUACACUUUUAAUUUUCUAAAAAGUACCAUGACCAUCCAAACUAUUAAAUAGGUAUGUAACGGUGCAUGCUUACUUGCAAUGCUUAAAUCAUGUGGUAAAAAACAAAUUCGAGUAUUUGCCACUUAUGAAAAUUAUAAAUGCUAAUGUUAUACUUUGAUUAAUGGAGCGAACAAAACUGUACAAACAAGGCAGAUAACAUGAACAACAAUAAAAACAACACAAACAACUGAUUUUGAAUCGAAUCACCACCUUUAAUCACGAUAAUUAACUGAAUUGUUACCCUCACUGUUAAAUAGAACUUGGUCCGUCCCCUGAAGAUAAUGUUUCCGACCACUUUGCUCAAGUUCACGUUUCUCUUAGGCAGCCCUCAUCAAAUUGUUCUCAUUGCAAGUCAGAAAUAACUUUGUAUGACAUCCCAACACCAAAGAACUUCUUCACCUGACAUUUCGAAGACCAAUUAAACUCCUGCUUCUGGUGGCAUCCAUCACAUGACUGCCCUGUGGCAUUUCUUUUUUUUUCUUGUCCAUACAUUUCAAUCUAAAAUGAACCUCCCUGGAUACACGCGACUUUAUUCAGGAACCAAUAUCUCGCAGUGGCGAGAUAUUAACUCCCUUGCCUGGUAGGUAGGAGGUCGUGGGUUCUAUCCUGACCCUGACGCCUGUCUAUUUGGAGUCUGCAUGUU
Messenger RNA from Petromyzon marinus (sea lamprey), 3340 nucleotides. RefSeq names its product glucokinase regulator (gene GCKR). Gene Ontology annotation, cellular component: nucleoplasm; cytosol. The record is from RefSeq and is a predicted model, not a curated record. NCBI's taxonomy places the organism in Eukaryota, Metazoa, Chordata, Hyperoartia, Petromyzontiformes, Petromyzontidae. Gene Ontology annotation, biological process: carbohydrate derivative metabolic process; glucose homeostasis; response to fructose. Gene Ontology annotation, molecular function: enzyme inhibitor activity; carbohydrate binding; enzyme binding.